AUGAGCAAAAAUAAGGUUGCUGCCCGUGGACUGGACAUCCCCAAUGUGAAACACGUCAUCAACUUUGAUCUGCCCAGUGACAUCGAAGAGUACGUCCACCGCAUUGGGCGUACUGGGAGAGUGGGAAACCUGGGUCUUGCCACCUCCUUCUUCCACGAGAAGAACAAGAACAUUGUGCGUGACCUGAUGGAUCUGCUAGUGGAAGCCCACCAAGAAGUCCCCUCCUGGCUGGAGUCCAUGUCCUAUGAGAGCCGCAUGGGAGGAGGACCACGCAGGGGAGGACCCAAGAGAUUUGGUGGUGGCUUUGGGUCCAGGGAUUAUCGCCAGCAGCACCAGCGUGGCAACAAGCACCAGGCCCCCAAUGCCAUGCAGCAACCUGCCUUCAACCCCAUGGCCUAUCAGAUGGCCUAUGGAGGCUAUGGUGGCUCAUACGGUGGCUCCUCCUACAACACUGGAGCAGCGCCAUCUACUGACUGGUGGGGCAGCUGAACAGGGACGAGAGCACAACCACUACAGAUGGGGAUAACAGACGUUUAGACCAGUGUUUUUAUUGCACCACCCCUCCUCCCCCCCUCCCCCUCUUUACUCGAUCCAUAGCUGUUUACAUUUGGAAGUACUGUGCAAUCUUCUCAGUUCCUUCUUCAGCUGGGUCAGUGUCUCAUUUGGGAUGAAAAAAAAGCAUAAAAAAGCUUUUUAAGCUUUAAAGACUUUCGUCUUGUGCAACCGUUCUGCUGGCCAAAGAAGGAAACUAAGAAGGCCAUUAUGAUCACAAGUUGAAAUAUAUAUAGUUGGAGUUUUGACUUUAACCCCUUGCUCUCUUCAACUGGGUGGCAUGACAUUUUAUAUAAGGAAGUUUACCGGUGAUCAUGCUGCCUUUUGUGGCAUAGCUUGGUGCAUACUUUGAUCUCGUAUUCUCAGUACAGGAUGGGGAGCGUACUGGCGCUCUUCUCUGUGUGAAGUCAGAAAUGAUUGUUUGACAUCCUGCGUCACCCCUCCUCUUUCGCUCUCUGUCCCUGACCCUCUCCUGCCUCAUGGACAGAGAUGUCAGUUAUUGAAGGAUCAACAACCCAUUUGUGAUUGGAAUCGCAUUUUCUUCAGCGUGAGAGGAUUCCAAGAUUGGACAAAAAUUUCAUCUGGAAAGAACAAAGUAGAUUUGGAAAACACGUUCUGUUCAGAAGUGUGAAGACAUAGGAAACAAGUGGGUUGUUUCUUUACUCCAGGUCAUUUUAUGUUAUUCUGGAAGUUUUUUUUUUUUUUUUUCUUUCCCCAGCACUGGGCUCCCAGCAUCAUCUUCGUCAUCAUCCUAGUGUUGAUAAUCUAGCGUGCAAAUCACGGGUGCCCUGUGAAAACUGAAGAACAAAGGACUUUUAAGUUAGGGACUUCUGUGGAUUGACAGACAACACGGACAGAAGUGCCAUUUUGGUUGGAAUCAGUGGCGAAAAAAAAAA
This is a messenger RNA of Lingula anatina, 1448 nucleotides long. RefSeq names its product putative ATP-dependent RNA helicase Pl10. The record is from RefSeq and is a predicted model, not a curated record. Gene Ontology annotation, molecular function: RNA helicase activity; ATP binding; nucleic acid binding. NCBI's taxonomy places the organism in Eukaryota, Metazoa, Brachiopoda, Lingulata, Lingulida, Lingulidae.